This is a messenger RNA of Colossoma macropomum (tambaqui), 1909 nucleotides long. RefSeq names its product glucose-6-phosphatase b, catalytic subunit (gene g6pcb). Gene Ontology annotation, cellular component: membrane. Gene Ontology annotation, molecular function: glucose-6-phosphatase activity. Lineage: Eukaryota; Metazoa; Chordata; Actinopteri; Characiformes; Serrasalmidae. The coding region runs from base 372 to 1505 and encodes 377 amino acids. The transcript has 5 exons. The record is from RefSeq and is a predicted model, not a curated record. Gene Ontology annotation, biological process: gluconeogenesis; glucose 6-phosphate metabolic process.
CUUGGCAACCCAUAGCACAUACAUACACAUCACAGAUAACACCUCUUACAAUAAGUAGGUGUGCUGAUGGAGAAUGAGGGCUAAAAUUAGCUUUCAACUCCGGCCCCUCUACAAAUAUGCGUGACACUGACAGCCCCCCCCCACACACACACUUAAUGACCCCAGAGUAAUGUUUGGAGAUCAUUUUUCCCAAUUUUCCCCACUUGGUCCGAAGCUCAGGUGGUGCCUAGUGACCAGGCAGCAGGCUAGGCAAAUAAAAGGAAGCGAUGCAGUUGAAAGCUUUGAGGCCUGAGGUUUAGAAGGCAGCAGCACAGCUUUCAACUCUGAAUUCAAUGUGAAUGAGGUUCAUCUGACCAGCUCAGACGUCUCCCAUGCAUGAGAACCACUGGUGUGUCCUGAGGCCUCAAGCGGUGAUGGAGGUUCUCCAUGGUUACGGGAUAAGCACCACUCAAUACCUGCAGCUGCAUUACGGCCAUGCGCAGGGCUGGUUUGCUUUAGCGUCAGCGGCGGCAGACCUGCGCACCACCUUCCUGGUGUUUUUCCCCAUCUGCUUCCACCUGCGCACUGCGGUGGGGGUGAAGCUGCUGUGGGUGGCUGUGGUGGGAGACUGGAUCAACCUGGUGCUCAAAUGGGUUUUGUUUGGAGAGCGUCCGUACUGGUGGAUUCAGGAGACUCUGUACUACGGCAACUCCACUGUGCCAAAAAUUCAACAGUUCCCCACCACCUGUGAGACCGGCCCCGGAAGCCCCUCAGGUCAUGCUAUGGGCGCUGCGGGGGUCUACUAUGCCAUGGUGACAUCCCUGCUGCCUCUUUUACUAAAAGGAGAUGGAGACCCUUUUAAAAAGUGGUGUGUGCAUGGCUGUCUCUGGACGCUGUUCUGGGCAGUGCAGGUUUCUGUUUGCCUCUCCAGGAUCUUCAUUGCUGCUCAUUUCCCGCACCAGGUCAUUGCUGGUGUUGCUACAGGCAUUGCAGUGGCUAAAGUCUUUAACAGAGCCUCUUGGAUCUACAGUGCCACCCUGAGAGGUUACGUCCACACAACAUUCUUCCUGCUCUCGUUUGCUCUGGGGCUGUACGUGUUACUGGACGCCGCCUCCGUUGACCCACACUGGAGUCUGGUGAAGGCCCAGAAGUGGUGUGUGCAUCCUGACUGGGUGCAUCUGGACACCACGCCCUUCGCUGGCCUCCUGCGUAACACGGGGGUUUUGUUUGGUCUGGGCUUGAGCCUCCAUCUCCCCAUGCUGAUUGAGACAGAGACUGGCAGUUACAGAGACAGCGCCAUCUACAGACUAUCCUGUGCAUUAGCCACUCUGCUGCUCUUAAGCCUACUGGACUCCUUUAGGCCUCCUGUUCACACGCAGGCUCUUUUCUACUUCUUGUCUUUCUGUAAAAGCGCUAUAGUGCCGCUCACCACUGUGGGCUUUGUGCCAUACUGCGCCACAAUGGCACUAAAUGUAUAUCAGCGAAGGAGUUAUGUUCAGAGAAACACACUGUGCCAGGCCAGUUAGCACAGUGAGCUAAGUAAGCUAAGGUAUAGCCACUCACUGGCCACUUCAUGAGGUCUACCUAUUUUAUACGUCCACUGUAUAGGUGUACAAUUUCAGACUGUAGCCCAUCUGUUGCUGCACAGUUUGUCAGUCACAAAGUAUUGCUGAAGACCCCAGGACUGGUUUGCACAAGAUUUGCAAAAGUUUGGACUCAGUUAAGGACCUUAGUUUACAGUAGUUUAGAGGUUGGCAACCUAAAUGUUGAGAAGAGCCAGUUUGUCCUUUCAACAAAAAUCAAACCACCUUCCAGUUUACCCUCAUGGAUGUAAACAUGCCUCAGUAUGGGCUGAUGUGCUAGUAUAGAAUAAAAAAUGUAAUAUAAACAAAAACGCAGACUUACUUUGCUCUGCUUUAAGCUUUAGCUC